UAUUUACCGUAUUUUGGACCAGAUAAGUGUGAGAUAAAUUGUAAACACUGCGGAUGGAUAUUUAGAAACGUGUUGUGUUGUUCCGGUCGGCUGCUCUGGUUGACAUUAGAUCGGUGUAUCGCUCCUACAAACACAGUGCCUGUUCACUUUACAUCGAUGAUACACUAAACAGCACAAUAUGUUAUCUCCGUUCUAUUGAUCAGAACACGGAAACAGUCCUGUUUAAUUUUUGCAACUGCGCCAUGAAGUAGAAUUGUACACUGUCGAGGAACUUAUCUUGUGACAAUGCACACGUGGGUGCUUCCUCUCAUCCUAGCCCUCUACUGUGGACUAGUCCCGGGGGUGAGGGGACAGAUCUCUCACCGUCACGCUCGAUGCGAAAGAAUUACUAUACCAAUGUGUAUGGACAUGAGAUACAACUUAACAAGGAUGCCAAAUUUAAUCGGACAUACGAAUCAGAAAGAUGCGGCAAUCCAGGUUCACGAAUUUACACCUUUAGUACAAUUUGGAUGUUCGAGACUAUUACGAUUUUUUCUGUGUUCUCAAUUCGCGCCAAUGUGCACUGAAAUGGGAGAUGAAACGCUAAUUAUACCAGUGUGUCGUUCUAUGUGUUUAGAAGUCAAAAGUAAGUGCGCUCCAAUAUUGACCAAAUUCAGUUUUCAGUGGCCACCAAUGCUUGACUGUUCUAAACUUCCUCAAAAGGAUGACCCCAAGCCAAAUAAUUUAUGCAUGGAAGCUCCAAACAUGACAGACGACCCAAAGGUUUCAGACGGUACAGGAAUCUUCGACAAAGAGAAAGACCCAGCGGACUGGAUAAAUAUCUUAACAAAAAUUAAGGUGUCGAACGCGCAGAUAGGGACCAAAUCCAAAAAAAUGGGGUCUUUAGGAUCCUAUGAAUUGGACAAAAUUCUCCCGGAUGUACCCCCAGAAGCAACCUGUCCGGAUAGAUUUGUCCGGGUGGAUACGGGUGCCGACAACUCCACGUGCGCUGCGAGAUGUAACGUUGACGUCAUGUUCCGUCAGGCCGAUAAAAAGUUUGCUGAAUACUGGACGGUCGCAUGGGCAUCCCUUUGUUGUUUGUCCACCGUCAUAACGUUUCUUACUUUUGUGAUUGACACAAGUCGCUUCAAAUACCCAGAACGACCCAUUAUUUUCCUUUCUAUGUGCUACGCUAUUUACUCGUUUGCUUUCUUCAUCAGGGCCAUAACGGGUCCCAACGCCAUUUCAUGUGACAAAACCAUUGAUGGGACGGAGUUCAUCAUUCAGGAAGGAUUGGACAGCACCUGGUGUAUUAUUGUGUUCCUUAUUCUGUAUUUCUUUGGAAUGGCUAGUCAGCUGUGGUGGGUAAUUCUCACUUUAACUUGGUUCCUUGCUGCUGGGCGGAAAUGGGGGCAAGAGGCAAUAGAGACCCUAAGCAGCUAUUUUCACAUGGCCGCGUGGGGCAUCCCGUCAAUAAAAACCAUCGUGAUUCUUACUAUGAGGAGAGUCGAUGGUGAUGAAUUAACAGGAUUGUGUUACGUAGGAAAUCAAGAUAUUAAAGCAUUAACUGGAUUUGUGUUAGCACCUUUAAUAGUGUAUCUUCUUCUAGGAACCUUAUUUAUUCUCUCGGGAUUCGUGUCUUUAUUCCGCAUCAGAAAUAACUUGAAACAGGACGGAACCAAUAUUAGAAAAUUGGAAAAACUAAUGGCCAAAAUUGGCAUUUUCUCAGUGUUGUAUACGGUGCCAGCUACCUGUGUGAUUGGAUGUUACUUUUAUGAAAGAGUGAAUUAUGACGUGUGGUUAACAGCAUCUAAACUCCUUAAUUGUGACAAGACUGAAGAUGGAGGGAAGGAUUGUGCCCUCGCUCAGUCCAUCCCCCAGGUGGAAGUUUAUAUGUUAAAGAUUUUUAUGUCGCUUGUUGUGGGUAUAACUAGUGGGAUGUGGGUGUGGAGUUCUAAGACUGUCAACUCCUGGAAAACCUUCUUCUCUAACAGAUUCACCCGCCGUAAAUUGAAUUUAGGAGGUAGUGGAAAUAUCGGGUAUCACCCAGCACCCGUGAUUGUGAUGAAACCUAAUCACGGACCAAAGGUCUCCUCCAAAUCGUCAGGGUCCAGGGUUUAAACAAUACUUUGACGGUUUGAAAUUUGUAAAAAGAUUUGUGUCUUUCAGGAAUUGUUUGAUUUUAUUUUGUAGAACAAGUGUUCAUGGCAUUAUUUUACAGACAAGCUGGAUUCGUAUCUUGUAGUUCCUUAACAAGGAAAGAAAAAUUACUUUGAAGUUAGGCUACAGUUUAUAAAACGUUUGUAUGGGGACAAUCCACACAUAGCUCUUGUUUAAUAGAGUCUUCAUUAUUAUUGAAAAACUCGUUAACAUUUUUUGCACUUUGUUGUUCAAACCUAAUAGCAAGGUUUGUGUCAAAGAUCUAUUUCAAAGAGGGGAUUCUGAAUAGAUAGUUUACAAGCACCUUUAAUCAAGGAAUCGGGUUACAUUUGAAAAUUACAGCUUGGAGUUCGCACAAUGGAGAGGUCAGGAAGGGUUCGCGGAUUUUGGGGUUCGUUCAGAAAUAUCGUAUGUACUAGCGCCGGAUCGAAUUGGAAACCUGAGACGUUUUUGCUUCAGUAAUAACAAUGGAAAGAUACCUAGACGACUUGCUAUAACAGGACGCCUCUAGUUAAUUGACCACUUGAUGAUAUCAUUUUAAAAAUUGUCGAUUGCUGAUCAGCCAAUUUCUAGAUUGAAUUUAUUUUAUGCAUGUUCAAAUGUCUUGCCAGUGGCAAUAGAUCGAACCCGUUUUUCUAAAUAUAUCUGAUUUAUUUUUUUAAUUCAGCGAAGUAAAAUAAAAACAACUUUAUUCCUACCGAUCUCCUGAAUUUUUAUGUCCUGUACGACUGUUCUGACAACUUGUCAAUUGUAGAAUGACGUGAUUUGAAUUUAUUAAGCAAUAAAGAAGUUAUAAAGGUUCAUUGAACGCAUGAAUAAAAUUCAUGCCCCUUUUCACGGGGAUUUGGAGGAAAUAUCACUUGUACUGUAUUAGAUUACAUAGCUGUAUUCUUUAAUAUUCGUCAAAAAAAUGUUCGCGAAACCAUGCAUCUUUAUCUCUUUUAUCUCUUUUUUUUUUUCAUGGUCGAAAUUGAAUAUUAUUAUGCCACCUUGUCGUUACUGUUUGUACUUUUUAAUUUUUGUUACAAACCUGUGUUAUAUAGUCAUUGUUGGUAUUGUAAGAAAACAAUAUUGUUACAAUAAAGCGGAGAAAACGA
This is a messenger RNA of Ostrea edulis (European flat oyster), 3236 nucleotides long. RefSeq names its product frizzled-9-like. Gene Ontology annotation, biological process: canonical Wnt signaling pathway; non-canonical Wnt signaling pathway. The record is from RefSeq and is a predicted model, not a curated record. The transcript has a single exon. The coding region runs from base 286 to 2100 and encodes 604 amino acids. NCBI's taxonomy places the organism in Eukaryota, Metazoa, Mollusca, Bivalvia, Ostreida, Ostreidae. Gene Ontology annotation, cellular component: plasma membrane. Gene Ontology annotation, molecular function: Wnt-protein binding; Wnt receptor activity.